AUGGUUAAACGUCUCAGGUUCGCAACCGUUGUCUCUCUCGCCGUUGCCCUCGCUCGUGCUGCGGUAACAUCGGAAUCGUACGUGUGGGAGAAUGUCAAGAUCGGAGGAGGUGGAGGAUUUGUCCCAGGCAUAGUCUUCAAUCCUAGCGCGAAGGGUCUUGCUUUUGCUAGGACAGACAUCGGUGGUCUAUAUCGCCUCAACGCAGACGAUUCUUGGACUCCUUUGCUUGAUUUCGCUGAUGAUGCACAUUGGGAUUACUGGGGCACAGACGCUAUCGCGACCGACCCAGUCGAUCCAGACAACCUUUACAUAGCGGCCGGCAUGUAUACAAAUUCCUGGGAUCCUAAUAAUGGAACUAUCCUCAUCUCCCAUGACCGCGGUGACUCGUUCACCGCUGUUCCGUUCCCAUUCAAAUUCGGAGGGAACAUGCCAGGUCGCGGACUUGGUGAGCGUCUCGUCAUCGACCCAAACAAUAACAAAAUCCUUUACUUCGGAGCUCGUUCGGGACACGGCUUGUGGACUUCUACCGACGCAGGCCAGACAUGGGCGAAUGUGACAAAUUUUCCCUCUGUCGGCACUUACGUUCAGGAUCCUUCCGACUCGUCCGGUCUCGGAAGCGACAUCAUGGGAAUCGGUUGGAUCACCUUUGACAAGAACUCCGCAACUUCAGGAGGAUCAAGUAGAAUUUUCGUGGGAGUUGCGAAUAUGGGCUCAGAUAACGUUUUCGUCUCCGAGGAUUCUGGUGCGACGUGGAGUGCCGUCGAGGGUCAAAGAAAUGACUUCAUCCCUCAUCAUGGCGUCCUCUCACCCGCAGAAGAUGCACUCUACAUACCCUACGCGAAUGGCAUCGGACCCUGGGAUGGUACUGCCGGAUACGUCAUGAAGUACUUCAUCUCGAACAGUAGUUGGGUAGACAUCACCCCUGCACAAGGCAUUGCCGACAAUAGCUAUGGUUACAGCGGCCUGUCAGUCGACCUUCAAAAGCCCGGAACGGUCAUGCUUGCUCCAUUCAAUGAAUGGUAUCCUGAUGCAAACAUAAUGCGCUCCACGGAUGGCGGUGCUUCGUGGACCCAAAUAUUCAGCUUUGGCUAUCCUCCGCCAGACUAUGCACUAGCGAUCUAUCCGAGUUACAAUUAUGACGUAUCUAAGGCGCCAUGGAUCACAACUUUCAAGACGGGAGACACGAAGACGGUUGGAUGGGGAAUUCAAGGACUGGCAAUCGAUCCAUUUGACUCAGACCAUUGGCUCUACGGCACAGGCCUUACGAUUUAUGGCGGCCAUGACCUGACGAACUGGGAUGCGAAUCCACGUAAGAACGUUACGAUUGCUAGUCUAGCAGACGGAGUCGAAGAAACUGCCGUUCAAUCGCUGACCGCUCCUCUAUCCGGUCCGAAGCUCGUAUCUGCUGUUGGUGAUGUUGGCGGUUUCGUGCACACGGACUUGACAAAGCCGCCUCCGACAUUCACGAAUCCAAUCUGGGCUGGGACUGCAAGCAGCGUUGAUCAUGCUGGCGCAAACAAUUCUAACAUCGUUCGCCUCAGUGGGAUCUCCGGUUCGAGCUCAGUAUCCGUCGCUACUUCUACUGAUGGCGGACAGACAUGGUCUCCGUAUGCUGGAGCUCCGUCUGUAUCUGACAACUUUUACGGUGGAAAGAUUGCAUCGUCAGCGAACGGUGAUACCCUCCUUUGGACACAAGCAACCGGUUUCUCUGGUGUCAGGUUCUCGAAGAACGGAUCACCAUUCACUGAUUCCAAUGGUCUACCGAGUGGAUCUACUGUCCAGAUCGCAUCAGAUAAGCUGAACAGCACCAUCUUCUAUGCUGGAGUAGGAUCCAAAUUUUUUGUCUCGGUCGAUGGUGGGGAAACGUUCACGCAGAAGAAUGUUUUGGGCAGUGCAACUAGUACAAAUCAGAUUGCGGCUAGCCCUUUCAAUGCAGGCGAGAUCUUCGUCUCGACAGACCAUGGUAUCUGGCACUCGACGGACUUUGGAACUCAUUUCGCAGGACUCGGAGGUCCGACUGCAGCAUGGAGCAUUGCUGUCGGAAAGGCUAAGGAAGCGACUGGCCCACCCGCGCUAUUUGCCGCUGCGACUAUUGGAGGAGUCAAUUCGCUGUACAGGACAGAUGACAUUGGUAUCAACUGGGCCAAAUUGCCGACGGUUGACAAGGCCCUUUCGUCUGCAUCAAACAUGGUGCUUGCUGCAGACCCGAAUGUGUACUCGCAGAUCUUCGUAGGCACAAACGGAAGGGGUAUUUUCGUCGGGCACGCAUAA
Fomitiporia mediterranea MF3/22 is the source of this 2271-nucleotide messenger RNA. Its product is annotated as CEL6 protein. The coding region runs from base 1 to 2271 and encodes 756 amino acids. Lineage: Eukaryota; Fungi; Basidiomycota; Agaricomycetes; Hymenochaetales; Hymenochaetaceae. Gene Ontology annotation, biological process: xyloglucan metabolic process. The record is from RefSeq and is a predicted model, not a curated record. Gene Ontology annotation, molecular function: protein binding. The transcript has 7 exons.